GUUAUCUCCAUCAAAGUGCACCCUUACAUCAGGUGUCCCCAUCAAAUUUUCCCCAUACAUCAGGUGUCCCCAUCCAAGUGUCCCCUUACAUAUGAACAGUUAUCCCCAUCAGAGUGCCCCUUACAUCAGGUAUCCCUAUCAGAGUGCCCCCUUACAUCAGGUAUCCCCAUCAGAGUGCCCCUUACAUCAGGUGUCCCCAUCAGAGUGCCCCCUUACAUCAGGUGUCCCCUUACAUCAGGUGUCCCUAUCAGAGUGCCCCCUCACAUCAGGUGUCCCUAUCAGAGGGCCCCCUCACAUCAGAGGGCCCCCUCACAUCAGGUGUCCCCAUCAGAGGGCCCCCUUACAUCGGGUGUCCCCAUCAGAGUGCCCCUUCACAACUGGUGUCCCCAACAGAAUGCCUCCUUACAUGGAUUGUCUCCAUCAGAGUGCCUCCUU
Messenger RNA from Staurois parvus, 435 nucleotides. The record is from the annotation of a GenBank genome assembly. Lineage: Eukaryota; Metazoa; Chordata; Amphibia; Anura; Ranidae.